Messenger RNA from Vanessa tameamea, 3142 nucleotides. It is a transcript of the gene Src42A, whose product is annotated as Src oncogene at 42A. The transcript is spliced from 8 exons. The record is from RefSeq and is a predicted model, not a curated record. NCBI's taxonomy places the organism in Eukaryota, Metazoa, Arthropoda, Insecta, Lepidoptera, Nymphalidae. Gene Ontology annotation, cellular component: extrinsic component of cytoplasmic side of plasma membrane. Gene Ontology annotation, molecular function: ATP binding; signaling receptor binding; non-membrane spanning protein tyrosine kinase activity. Gene Ontology annotation, biological process: innate immune response; protein phosphorylation; cell differentiation. The coding region runs from base 256 to 2961 and encodes 901 amino acids.
ACCUCCGCCGCGCCCGGACGCGCACGACUACAGCGCAACGCAUCGCUUGCACUUGCGCCGCGCUCGCGCUAUGUCGCCCCAUAUACGUCACAAUUAUGUGUUUGAAUAUUUGAAUUUUGUUUGUUUCAUAGGAGGCUGCAGCCCAGAAAAACGUCAGUGAUUUAAUUAUUUAUUAUUUUAAUUUGUGAUAUUUAAAAAGUAACUUUUGAAGUAGUUGAUCGAGUGUUUUUAUUAUAUAAACUUUAUAACACGACGAUGGUGUCGGAAGGGGCUCUGCCCGUUGUAUGGUGUAUGCGCGAUAACCAACUUGUGCCUCACCAAGUUUCCGGUGUUAAGUUGCAAGGUGCUGUCACUGGAGCCCAUAUAGCCGCUGUAACAGACUUUUUACGCAUGGUGGCCGGUACUCAAAUCAUUUUACCGCCCACAGCUGUGCCUGAGAACUACGAUAAUGACAUUAAUAAAGAAAAGGAGAACACAACUAGACGUCGCAAGAUGUCAAUGCAAGUGGAAGUCCCAUGUGUUUUCCUCUCCGAGAGUGCACUACAAAAAGCAAAAAGUCGACAUAAUUCAUUAGAAGAAAAACUAAUCUUUGAAAAUUCUAGUUGUUCUACUACAAGGUAUUCGGAAACUGAUACACAGUUUUGUAUUAGUAAAAAAAGUGAAGAAAAACUCGAAAAAGAUAUGUAUCCCCAAAGAAUAACAAGGAUAAUUGAAUUAGAUGAUUUUAAUGCUGAUUUAAUGAAUAAAAUAGAAAAAGAACCAUUACAAAGAAUAACUAGAAUAAUUGAAUUUGAAAAUGAUAAAUUAUCUUCGCCAUUAAAUCAUGAUGAAGAAAUUGAAGUGCCACAAAAAAUUACUAGAAUUAUAGAAUUUAAUGAAGACAAUUCUGUAUCUACGCAUACAAAUAGUUACGAAGAUUUUGAUAAAGAAUGUACGCAUAAAUUUAAUAGAAUAGUAGAAAGUGCUAAAGAUAAUAGUUUUCCUAGUAUGGCUAAAAUAAUAGAAAUGGAAAAUGAAAAAUCAAAUGAAAGGAGAUUGUCCUUAACCUAUGAACGGGAAAUUGGUUGCGGGGGAAAUGAAAAUAAUAGCGAAAAUCCUAUUGUUAAAUCUAAACCAAUGCAAAGAAGUAGAUUUAGUGUAGACUCCUCUUGCUCCGAAAACUCUUAUGCUAACAUAGAGACUAUUAAGAGUUUACAGGAUGUGAGACGGGAGGACAUUACAGAUUUCAGUACAAAUCCUGAAUCGUUAUCUACUUGUAAGCCGAUUGUUCGGUCGCGUUUUCGAAGGAAAAAAACAUCUGUUUGUUCGAUUGGCUCGUCGGACUGUGAUGAUGAGAUAGACGUAAUUUUUAAGUCGAAACCAAAAUCUAGUCAGUGGGUGAGCUUGGAUUGGAUACCACCACCACCCAAAGAAGAGCCAGUGAUUACACAAGUCUGUGAUAAAAAUGAUUUUAUAUCAAAAUGGAUAGCUGAACAGAACUCUCAUGAUUCGGGCAUUGUUCCCGAAGAAAGGAGGAGAAGCCUCCCCCCUAAAUCAAAUGAAAUUUAUUUACAAAAUAUGAGAAGGUUUAGUGAUGGUUUACAGAUUUGUAAGGAAGACGCAGCGAGUGACUCACCGGCAACAGUAAAAUGGAAAUGGCAUGAUAUUGUUAAAAGGCAUCUUCAAUUAGUAAAAAACGACAAAGGCUUUAGAAGACAAAGAGGAAGCUGGAUGAGAACUGCACGCCGGCUCUCAGGAACAAAUGAAAAUAAUAAACAUGUCGAACUUCCACUAGAUACAUAUAUGAAACUCAAUACAAUGCCAUGGUACUUCCGUAAAAUUAAGCGAAUCGAAGCUGAAAAGAAACUGCUUCUGCCGGAGAACGAACAUGGUGCUUUCCUCAUCAGAGAUUCAGAGAGCCGUCAUAAUGACUUCUCAUUGUCAGUUCGAGACGGUGAUACGGUAAAGCAUUACCGCAUCAGACAGCUAGACGAAGGGGGAUUCUUCAUUGCCAGACGCACUACCUUCCGAACUUUGCAGGAACUCGUCGAGCACUACAGUAAGGACGCGGAUGGUCUCUGCGUAUCGCUUAACAAGCCAUGUGUCCAGGUUGAAAAACCCGUCACAGAAGGACUUUCGCACCGAACCCGCGAUCAGUGGGAAAUCGACCGAUCUUCUCUGAAAUUUGUACGUAAACUCGGUCAUGGGCAAUUCGGUGAAGUAUGGGAGGGGCUAUGGAACAACACGACACCCGUUGCCAUCAAGACGCUCAAAUCUGGUACAAUGGACCCGAAAGACUUCUUGGCAGAAGCGCAGAUAAUGAAAAAACUUCGACACAGCAAACUGAUUCAAUUAUAUGCCGUGUGCACUCUCGAAGAACCGAUUUAUAUCAUAACCGAACUGAUGAAGAACGGCUCACUCUCGGAAUAUUUACAAGGUAAAGGCCGUGGCCUGAAGCUUCAGACGCUCAUCGAUAUGGCGGCGCAGAUCGCAGCCGGCAUGGCGUACCUCGAGUCUCAAAACUACAUUCAUCGUGACCUUGCAGCUAGAAAUGUACUCGUGGCCGAAGCGAAUAUCGUCAAAAUUGCUGACUUCGGUCUCGCCAGGCUCAUAAAGGAGGAUGAAUACGAGGCUCGCGUGGGCGCACGAUUCCCGAUCAAGUGGACCGCGCCGGAGGCCGCGAACUACAGCAAGUUCUCUAUCAAAUCCGACGUUUGGUCCUUCGGUAUUCUUCUCACCGAGCUCGUCACGUAUGGCCGGACACCUUAUCCAGGCAUGUCCAACGCGGAGGUGCUGCACCAGGUGGAGCACGGCUACCGCAUGCCGUGCCCGCCCAACUGUCCCGCCGCGCUCUACGACAUCAUGCUCGAGUGCUGGAACAAGGACGCUCUCAAGCGGCCCACCUUCGAGACCUUGCAGUGGAAGCUCGAGGACUUCUUCACCAUGGACAACUCCGAGUACAAGGAGGCCUCGGCCUACUGAGCCAGGCCUUCCCUGCCGCCCCACCGACACGCACACGCGCAUCACACCCCUGGCCUUUAUCACAUGCCGCCGGAGCUGCAAAUGCUGCACAGCAGCGCAUCGAUGCAACACCUGCAGAUGCACCACGCGCUGCACGCGCACGCGCACCCGCACCCGCACGCCCACGCGCACGCGCGCGCGC